GCGUUACGUGAUUGGUUAAUCGUGGUAAAACUGUCAAAAUGAAGUCGAACUGAAAUUGAUAUCAAAAUGUUUCGUAAAAAACAACGAUUACUUCUUAUAAUUGGAAGUAUAUGGAUCUGUGGUAUCAUAUACUUUCUUCUGAAAUCAUCUUCAGAUCCGGAAGAUGAAGAAGAAAAUCGUUAUCAUAAAAAUUUCCUGCCACAAGAAAUAGAACCUGAAAUUGACAACAGCAAUGACAAGCUGAAAUUCCAGCAUCAUGAAAAUAAACUAGAUAGGAAUGAACCACCAAAGCAUGUUGCAUUAGUCCCAACAACUUACCAUAUACCCCCCAAAAUUCAUCUUGUAAAAGAAAGUCAUGUAGCAAACUGGGAGAGUAAAAAGGAUGUCAGGGGCGGAGCCAGUGAUGAUGAAGAGAAAAAUGACAUUCCAUGGGAGGAGUUUCCAGAGAAUGUAUAUAUCAACAAAAAGGCAUUAAAAUCUGGUGAAGAUCCAUAUGGUCGUAACAAGUUUAACCAACAAGCUAGUGAUAACACUAAAUCUAACAGAGAUGUUCCUGACACGAGACAUCCACAGUGCAGAGCCAAACACUGGACAGUUGACCUACCAUCCACUACAGUAAUUAUCACAUUCCACAAUGAGGCAAGAUCUGCACUGCUUAGAACUAUCAUCAGUGUGUUCAGAAAGAGUCCUGCUCAUUUGAUAGAAGAAAUUAUUCUUGUGGAUGACUUCAGUAAUGAUCCCUCUGAUGGUGAAGAGUUGGCUAGAAUGCAGAAGGUUAAGAUUAUACGUAACAACAAGCGGGAGGGGUUAAUGAGGUCAAGGGUUAAGGGUGCUGAUGCAGCCAAGGCUCCUGUGUUAACAUUUCUAGACAGUCACUGUGAAUGUAACACAAACUGGCUCGAACCCUUACUGCUUGAAGUACAACAGGACAAGAGAAGAGUGGUCAGUCCUAUAAUUGAUGUGAUAAAUAUGGACAAUUUUGAAUACAUUGGAGCAUCAGCUGAUCUCAAAGGAGGAUUUGACUGGAAUUUGGUAUUUAAGUGGGAUUACAUGACAAGUGAAGAAAGAAAUAAGAGAUCUUCUAACCCAAUAGCACCUAUCAUGACCCCAAUGAUAGCUGGAGGAUUGUUUACAAUAGACAAGAGUUGGUUUGAAGAGCUUGGAAAAUAUGACAUGAAGAUGGACGUUUGGGGUGGAGAAAAUCUAGAGAUAUCAUUCCGUGUAUGGCAGUGUCAUGGAACUUUAGAGAUAAUCCCAUGCAGCAGGGUGGGGCAUGUGUUUAGGAAACAGCAUCCAUACACCUUCCCUGGUGGAAGUGGAAAUGUAUUUGCCAGAAAUACAAGACGAGCAGCUGAAGUGUGGAUGGACGAAUACAAGGAAUUCUAUUAUGCUGCUGUGCCGUCUGCUAAAAUUGUAGAUUUUGGAGAUAUAUCAGAAAGAAUGGCUCUACGUAAAAGUUUGAGCUGUAAACCAUUCAGCUGGUAUCUGGAGAACGUCUAUCCAGAACUUAAGAAGAAGACUUUAAACAGACCCAUGAUGCAUAGAGUGUUUAAACAGUAUGUCUGUCCAUCAGUCUGUUUGUCACACUUUCUUGUGUACUCAACUCCUACAGUUUUCAUUCAGUUCAAAUGAAACUUGAUACACAUCAUUAACAUAGAGUUGACACUGAGCAAAAUUUGGACUUUCAUGUCAUCAUUUUGAGUCAUUCUUCACAUCUUGGUUAAAGUUUUGCAUGCAAGUACGUUUAGCUAUCAUUUAAAGGCAUAUAGCUUUGAAACUUAUUUUAUAUUUUUCUGGGUAAAAUUAUCAACCUCACUUGGUCAAGUCCCAUAACUCUGACAUGUAUUUUGGUCAAAUUAUGCCCACUUUUGGACAUAGAAAAUCCUGGUUGAAGUUUUGCAUGCACGUUACUAUCUCCAAAACAAAUGCAGAUAUUGAUUUGAAACUUUACUUAUGUCUUCAGGGUUAUAUAACUAGGUGAUCGCAUAAAGUCCCAUAACUCUGACAUGUAUUUUAGGCAAAUUUUGUCCCCUUUUGGACUUAGAAAAUUCUGGUAUAAGUUUUGUUUACAAGUUACUAUCUCCAAAACUUUUGUGUCUGAUUUUUAGCUCACCUGAGCCAAAGGCUCAUGGUGAGCAUUUUGUGACAGCUCAAUGUCCGUCGUCCAUCGUCGGUCUUCCGUCGUGGGUUGUGCGUCAGUCAGCAAUUUCUAAAAAAUCUUCUUUUUGAAAACUACUGGGCAAAAUUACACAAAACUUCACAGGAAUGAUCCUUGGGUGUCCCCCUUUCAAAAUUGUUCAAAGAAUUGAAUUCCAUGCAGAACUCUGGUUGCCAUGGCAACCGAAAGGAAAAACUUAAAAAAUCUUCUUUUCCAAAACCACAAGACCUAGGCCUUUGAUAUUUGGUAUGUAGCAUUGCCUUAUGGUCCUCUACCAAAAUUGUUCAAAUUAUAACCCUGGGGUGAAAAGAGGCUCUGCCAUUGGGGGGUCUCAAGAUUAACAUAGACUUAUAUAGGAAAAAACAUUAAAAAAUCUUCUUGCCUGAAACUGCAAAGCCUAGGCUUUUGGUAUUUGGUAUGUUGCAUUGCCUUGUGGUCCUUUACCAAAAUUGUUCAAAUUCAGCCCCUGGGGUGAAAAGAGGCCCUGCCCAGGGGAUCCCAAAUUUAACAUAGACUUAUAUAGGGAAAAAAAAUAAAAAUCUUCUUUUCUGAAAGUUCAAGGCCUAGGCCUUUGAUAUUUGGUGUGUACCAUUGCCUUGUGGAUCUCUAACAAGAUUGUUCAAACUAUGCCCCUGGGCAGAAAAGAGGCUCCGCCCUGGGAGGGCGCUUGUUAUAUGAGUAAUAUAGGAAUAAAUACUUCAAAAAUUAUCAGAUCAUAUUUCCUAGAUUGUUUAAUUAUAAUUACAUGACCCCAAGCAAUUAGGGGUCACUUUACUUUUACCUUGACCUACUGACCUACUUUCUUGUUUUUUAAGAUACAGCCUUAAAAUUUGUAUGACUGUACAGUUUUGCACACCGAUCUUAAAACUGACCUUCAGUGACCAUGAAUGUGACCUACUGACCUACUUUCUAAUAUUUUAGCAUCAGUGUGCCAUUUUGAACAUGUGGCUCAUAUUACUCAGGUGAGCGAUUCAGGGUCAUCAUGACCUGCUUGUUUUUGUGCCCCCACAUGAGUGGUGGGGGCAUAUAGAUUU
Messenger RNA from Mercenaria mercenaria, 3192 nucleotides. Its product is annotated as polypeptide N-acetylgalactosaminyltransferase 2-like. The transcript is spliced from 13 exons. Lineage: Eukaryota; Metazoa; Mollusca; Bivalvia; Venerida; Veneridae. Gene Ontology annotation, cellular component: Golgi apparatus. The coding region runs from base 67 to 1632 and encodes 521 amino acids. The record is from RefSeq and is a predicted model, not a curated record.